AAGAUACUAAAACUAACUGGAUUUAUCACCGGCUGUACAGCUUCUAUGUUUUUGAUCUUCUGCAAAAAAAGAAGAAAAAAGAUCAAGAAGACUUAACCUGUUGAGGGAAGGAGAAUACAAUUUCAGCAGAAGGUAUGGAUGUAGAACCCGGAUUUUACCGGCAUGUGGACGUCCCCGACCAUGUUCACUACAUUGUCGCCUUCUUCGUCUUAGUGAUUGGAACAGUGGGAGUCACUGGAAAUGCCUUGGUCAUGUAUGCUUUUUCCUGUGACAAGAAACUUCGAACACCUCCCAACUUCUUCAUCAUGAACCUGGCCAUCAGUGACUUCUUAAUGGCAAUCACACAGUCACCGAUCUUUUUCGUUAACUCUCUCUAUAAAGGGUGGAUUUUUGGAGAAACAGGGUGUAAAUUGUAUGCCUUCUGUGGGGCUUUAUUUGGAAUCACCUCCAUGAUAAACCUCCUGGCCAUUUCUAUAGACCGCUACAUAGUCAUCACCAAGCCAUUGCAGUCCAUGGUCUGGACUUCAUCAAGACGAACCUUCCUCAUAAUUGCUCUGGUUUGGCUUUAUUCACUUGCCUGGAGCCUUGCACCACUUUUAGGGUGGAGUUCCUACAUACCUGAAGGCCUGAUGACCUCUUGUACAUGGGACUAUGUGACAUCUACUCCGGCCAAUAAAAGUUACACUUUGAUGUUAUGCUGUUUCGUAUUCUUCAUCCCUCUGGGCAUCAUAUCCUAUUGUUACUUGUGCAUGUUCCUGGCAAUCCGCCAUGCAAGCAGAGAUGUGGAGCGAUUGGGGUCCCAGGUGAGAAAGUCAACCCUGAUCCAACAGCAGUCUAUCAGGACUGAAUGGAAGUUAGCAAAAAUUGCCUUUGUGGUCAUCAUAGUGUUUGUACUCUCCUGGUCACCCUAUGCAUGUGUCACCCUCACCGCCUGGGCUGGAUAUGCACACAUUCUUAACCCAUACUCCAAAGCUGUCCCUGCUGUUAUAGCAAAGGCAUCUGCCAUCUACAACCCUUUCAUAUACGCCAUCACUCACUCGAAAUACAGGGACAUCCUGGCAGAGAGGGUCCCCUGUCUUCACUUCCUGGUCCACGCCCCUAAGAGGAACUGCAUAUCAGUGUCAAACACCAAGUGCUUUAUCAAGGACUCUGGGUUUAACCGGCAGUCUUCAGCCUCCAAAUCAGAGUCCCAGAGAGUUUCCUCCAUGUCUACAACAGACACACAGGUUUGCAGUGAUGUGGAGCUGGACUCUGUGGAUCAGAGUCAUUGUCUUAAGCUCAGUCAUUCACCUGGAGGUCAAAACGGAAAAGAUGAUUCUUUAACUAAACAGCCAAAGGAGAAUGGAAGUCCAAUUCGGGGAAAGACUGCUUUUCCAGAACAAACUUCUCUGAAAAAUAUAUCUGCAGUAUAUCACAUCCAGCUAUCAACAGAAUAAAUGUUCUUGUAUUGGAGGAGGGGAACUUUGGCAGCAGAACCAGAGAGAAAGCAGGAGCAGAGAAAGCAGGAAGAUGAAUGAAGCAUUUCAGAGUGGAGACAUUUAAGCACAGGAGCUACAGGAAGAAAAAAAACAAGGAUUAGUCACGGGUCCUAAAACUUUGGACAACGUUCUAUGUGUCUGUUACUCCUGAGUGGUCAAUGUGACUCAGAGAAAAGCUGGACUACUUUGGAAAUAGGAGAAUCGAGGAGAAAGCUAAAGGAAGAACCUGAUAGUUUGUUUAC
Molecule: messenger RNA, 1720 nt
Organism: Cyprinodon variegatus (sheepshead minnow)
Lineage: Eukaryota; Metazoa; Chordata; Actinopteri; Cyprinodontiformes; Cyprinodontidae
Product: melanopsin-B-like
Exons: 10
Coding region: 135-1436 (433 amino acids)
Biological process (GO): visual perception; G protein-coupled receptor signaling pathway
Cellular component (GO): membrane
Molecular function (GO): G protein-coupled receptor activity
Source: RefSeq, a predicted model, not a curated record